CAAGAAGUUCCCAGUCCGCAGAAAGGAUGACGCCACUGUUAUAAACGCUGGGGGCGUCGCGGCGAUUUUAGUCUGCGUGGGUCCACCUUGCUUACUUGUUGCAGGACUAGCUCGCCGCUUCCCCAAAAGAUGCGUCUGGUUGUAGUGUUUCUAUGGAUGGUGGUAGGGACGGUGUUGUCCCUGGAGACCAGUGCGGGCAGCCUCUAUGAUGAACAUUUUCCACCCCUCCACCCUAAUUGUACCCAGAGCCUCACAGACCUUAUCUUGCUGCGCCAAGAAGUCCAGCUGAAAGAACUGAAGGAGGAGGAGAAAGCGUCUUCAAGGAUCUUGAGGCAGAUAGCAGACAUCUUGACUGACGUCAGAAAUUCUUUGAACCGCACGUCGAAAGUAUCCUGCCCAGGUAAUUUCAUAAACUUCGGGGACACCUGUCUGUACCUCGCCAAGGACACCGACGUAACUUGGGAAGCUUCUCGGGUCUAUUGCCAGGGCUUGGGAGGAGACUUGGCCGUGUUCCGAGACGCCAAUGAAUUCGCAGAGGCUCUUGGAUACGUUAAAGGUUCGGGUCUUAUAGGGACAACGGACGUGUGGGUGGGCGGGAACGACCUUUCACUGGAAGGGGAGUGGGUGUGGAUCUCCGGAGAAGACAUGCCAAGAGGGACUCCUUUUUGGGGACAUUACAAUAACGCCCGUGAGCCCACUGGCGGAAUAUCGCAGAACUGUGCCUUCCUGAAGGGCCAGGACGGAUUCACGAUACACGAUGCUCCCUGUGACUGGAAACGCAAGCCUCUCUGCCAGAUGAAGCACAUCUAAGGAACUGUAUCGAAUGUGGUCUCUGCCAAUCAGAACGAUCCAAGACUUCCUCUCAAAUGUCACAAAUUAUGUUUGGGUCAUAUGACACGCAUUUAAACAAGGGAUAAAAAGAUUCAUUGCAGUUUAUAACACACACACACACAUAUGUAUGUGUGUGUGUGUACGUACGUUCGUGUGUAUAUGCAUGUAUAUAUACACACAUAUAUGUAUAUACACACACGCACACAUUUUCAUGUUUUAAAAUGCAGUUGCAGGAUUCCUUUUGUAUUAUCUUUUCUAAAUAUAUACAUAUAUAUGUAUAUAUAUGUAUAUAUAUAUAUAAUGUUGUUAUUUUCUAAACACCUAUGUCACAGUAUCCUCCAGGUAUUGAGUUGAUUUAUUUAGUUUCGAUCAUCUUACCCGGAAGGAAGCAAGUUGGAGUGUUGUGUGAAAUCCAUUUGUGCACUGAAAUAAAGCAAAAACGAGA
Molecule: messenger RNA, 1276 nt
Organism: Penaeus indicus
Lineage: Eukaryota; Metazoa; Arthropoda; Malacostraca; Decapoda; Penaeidae
Product: CD209 antigen-like protein C
Exons: 6
Coding region: 130-810 (226 amino acids)
Molecular function (GO): signaling receptor activity
Source: RefSeq, a predicted model, not a curated record